Messenger RNA from Vollenhovia emeryi, 3148 nucleotides. RefSeq names its product protein lozenge. Gene Ontology annotation, molecular function: ATP binding; RNA polymerase II cis-regulatory region sequence-specific DNA binding; DNA-binding transcription factor activity, RNA polymerase II-specific. The record is from RefSeq and is a predicted model, not a curated record. Gene Ontology annotation, cellular component: nucleus. The coding region runs from base 775 to 2334 and encodes 519 amino acids. The transcript is spliced from 6 exons. Gene Ontology annotation, biological process: regulation of DNA-templated transcription. Lineage: Eukaryota; Metazoa; Arthropoda; Insecta; Hymenoptera; Formicidae.
GCGCGGAACACGCGGUCCACCGAGCCACUCCGCGCGGCAUUACGUCGCGCACCGUCGACCGCGACUGAUGUUCGCGCGAGAGGAUCGUCGACCGGUCUCUCUACACCGAUCGUCGCGAGCAUGACUCGGACCGUUGCCAGAAGGAGAUGUCAGGAGGCGUUAUGUAGGAUAAGUGUUCCGUUUAUCCAAGUGUAAUGCCGUGACGUUAUAUCGGAUUCGAGAAAUCGUCAUCCCGUAGCGACAACCUGUAGGAAUAGAAAUCGCGACAGAUGAUUUAGGGUAGUUUGAGUUGUACCGCUGGCCGACAGUGUUCCUAAAGAGACACGGAGAAAGAGGCGGGGGGGGAUUUUUUAUGUGGUUACGAGUGACACUUUGAGAUAACGAAUGUUAAUUGACGAUAGACAGUGACGAUGUAUUUGAAAUUGCCGGUUUCUCCGAUCGCGCAUCGCGCAAGAAGUGCAACGGUACAUCGCGAGACUCAUUGUCAGUUGAAAAGAGCCGCCAUCGCCGCCGCCGCCGCCGCCGCCGCAUCGAUCGUGGAUCAAGACCGGAACGGAAUUCCGACGUAGUGACGAUCUCGCGACCGAUGAUGAAAAUCGACGCGAUCCAGAGGAAGGAACGACCGAUCGAUUACGAAGAGCGAAAGAUCUGCCGCGGAGGCUGGUAGCGAGGCACGACCAGUCGCACCUCCGUCUGCGAAGUAAGCGUCAAGUCACGACGUCCCGGCCGGGGGGUGCGUGCUUAGGCGACGAGGGGCGGCUACUGGCCGAUGGGAUGCAUCUACCGGUGGGUUCCGUGGGCUGCGGGGAGAAUUACGGCACCGUUGGAUCUCACGAAGGCGCCGGCCCGUGUGGUCCCUCCCUGGCGCCGCUGCAAGGUGUAAACAGCAGGUACCACCAAGUAGACGACGCCGACGCCGGAGGUGGAGGCGGCGAAAUGAGCGAAAGUGCCGCCGUCGGCGAACUUUGGUGGACAGAAAGGCUCGUCGGCGAAGCGCAAGCCGAACAUCCCGGAGAGUUGGUCAGGACAGGAUCGCCGUACUUUCUGUGCAGUCAACUACCGACGCACUGGCGAUCCAACAAAACACUCCCAGUGGCAUUUAAAGUGGUUGCCCUCGGCGAGAUUGGCGAUGGGACUCUGGUGACAGUUCGCGCUGGUAACGACGAGAACUGUUGCGCCGAAUUGCGAAACUCUACCGCGCUGAUGAAGAAUCAAGUUGCUAAAUUUAACGACCUUAGAUUCGUCGGCAGGAGCGGCAGGGGAAAGAGCUUCAGCAUCACCAUUACCGUGUCGACGACGCCACCCCAAGUAGCAACGUACACGAGGGCGAUCAAGGUGACCGUCGAUGGACCGCGGGAGCCACGAUCGAAAACGAGGCAGCAACAUCAACAAUUCCGCGCGCUCGGUCUAGGACAAAGACCCUUCCUCGACGCGCCCACCUCGUUCAGGUCCCACCUGCGGGAACUCGAAUCCUUCGGGAGGAAUAAGCAUCACCAUCAUCACAGCAGCAGUCACUUACACGACCAGCAGACUGGCAACAACGUCACCACGAAUUCGGUUAGCGGUGCCUGCACCAACCCCAACAACACCGACCCGACCGCAUCGCCGGCUUCCAGUACACACCUCGGGGCUACCGGCGGCUCUUCUGUUCAUCAGGAUUGCUACAAGCGCAGUCCUCAACACGGCGAUACGGGUAUAGGUUCCACAGAAUGGGCCUAUCCAUCCACAGCACCUUCUUAUCCAGCUCCUCCAGUCAGCAGCAGUGGUUCCUACUCUCCUUUGCCUGGCGGUGCAUUUUCAUAUCCAGGGGAAUCACUGUCACAUCAUCCAACAACAGAACCGGUGCCAUUACCAACCGUACUUUCUUCGGAAACUCAACAGGACACCUACACGCCGAAUUGCGUUUCCAUGUACUCGGGACACGGCACUUCGCCGACCACGUCCUUGCCCCUGGUACCGACCAGACCAAGCGACCCUGACAUCUUUGCCGGUGGUGGCACGGGCAGUGCGGGUAGCCCGGGUUACCAUUACAGUUCCUGGACACCUGGCCCGGCGACCCCGGUCCCAGUGGCUUCCCACAAUUACAACCCCAAUUAUCAAGGCUACUAUAACAAUCCGAGUCAGAAUUACAUUACGGGUCCGACACCAAUGGUCCUCUAUCCUCAACUCUACAGCACCGUCAAUCAAAACCAGAUUCAUCUGCACUUACAUGGCGAUUUAAGCGAGGACCAGGUCACCAUAGCCGGUGGCAAUCUUACCAUCAGUAGCAUCCGAGAGAUCGGCGUACUCGGCGAGGAAAACGAGCAGAGAAACGACGUGUGGAGGCCGUAUUAAACAGAAGAGAUCUCCGUUGAUAUCAUUUAAAUGGCCAGAGUGGCACAUCAUGUGCGAAUUUCAAAGUGUGGCAAUGUCAUUUUUAAUUAGUGCUCUAAUUAGUGUAACAUAUAACAAAGACAGCAGGAUCUGUACCGAGCAUCAAACUCCAGAAGAGAGACGCGCGUAAGACAAUUGCUGCAUGAAUAGCAAUGUUUCUUCGGGUCAUUCACAGUUGCGCUAAUUAUCGCGUCUGUAAAAGUUGGUGAAUGAUAUCCGGUGUUCCAUAGUGAUCGUGUAUGAAAGUGAAAAUUAUUGACUCAUUCACGUUGAAUGAAUUAACAUUUCACAAACAUAGAAGUGAAACAAACUUUACUAAAAACAAUUCCUCAGUUUGUGAAAAAUCCACCAAUAAUGGCAGAUUUUAUUGAAUAAAACUGACUGUAUUAAUAAGACCAAUCAAUGAGUGAAGAAUCAUCAUUGUGCGUACAUACAAAAAUGAAAAGCCUCUCGGUGUUUCGUAAUGAUCGUGUCUAUGAAAUUAUUGAUUCGCUCAUGUUGAGCAUGAGACAAAGUAAAACAAAUUUUAUUAAAAAAAAUCUUUCUUAACAGAUUAGCGAAUAUUUGCAAGAUCUGUUAAAUAAAGGGAAAACUGAUAAAACUAAUACAAGUAAUUGGAGAAUCGUUAUGUGCAUACAAGAUGGAGCCUUCAUCUUCAUUCGAUUGUUUCUUGAAACGAGUUGAGAAUCAUGAGAAUAUCGUUUGAUUCUUGAGCGGAGAAGUUAGUCAAACCAUCUGUAACGUUGUAAAUAUACACAUAUUUUCAGAAAUGAAA